This is a messenger RNA of Rotaria sp. Silwood2, 939 nucleotides long. The record is from the annotation of a GenBank genome assembly. Lineage: Eukaryota; Metazoa; Rotifera; Eurotatoria; Philodinida; Philodinidae.
AUGGAUUCGUUUAUUUUUGAUUUUAAUACUGAUUCAACUUUCACAAAUGAUACAAGUAGUUCACAUAGUGAGUUGGAUUGGACAGCAUUUCAAUCAACAUCACCAUUACCAACAACAAGUAGUCCAUUUACACCAUUAUGUUUAUCACAACAAGAUGAUGCUGUUGCACCAAAUAAUCAAUCAACUAUAAUAAAAACAACACAUGAUGAUGAAAUUUAUUUUGAAAUAGAACAUAUUUUUAAUGGUUUUAAUCAACAGCAACAACAACAGGCACAUUUACAACCUAUAGAGCAAGAACAACAAGGAAUCAUAGAACAAAUACAUACUGCAAAUAUAAAUAUUUCCUAUCAAACAAUGAAUGAUAGACAUCAUGUUGAAUCACCAUUUCGAACACAUCAAUCAUUAGUUAUUAAUGAACGACUACCGGCACCACUUGUACCACGUGUUUCUUCAUCACGUUCAAAAUCUUAUCAUAAAUUGCCUGAUCAUGCUGUUAAAUUAAUGCAAGAAUGGUAUAAUGCUAAUUUGGAUAAUCCUUAUCCACGUUCACCAGAUAAAAAACGUUUUAUGACAGAAGGUAAUAUAACAGCUCAACAGUGUCGUUCUUGGUUCGCUAAUCGACGUCAACGACUUAAACAUGUUAAAAGAAAUCAAUCAAGAUCAACAUCAUCACCUUUAAAUCAUUCAUUACGGGCCAAAUUUACUGAAAUACAACCAGUAGAAGCACAUCCUAUAGCACAUGAGCAUUGCUAUUAUUGUCAACAGCAACAGCAACAACAGAUAACUUUAUCAUCAUCACCUCUUUCAUUCACCAUACCAACAACACCUAUGACAACAACAACGACAACAACAACAUUAAAUGUUGUUAUUAAUCAACAAACAGUCGAACAAUUGAUUCAUAAUAGUCUUCGUAAAUUGCUCUAUCCAUCUCUUAUAUGA